This is a messenger RNA of Phyllostomus discolor (pale spear-nosed bat), 3541 nucleotides long. It is a transcript of the gene DPH2, whose product is annotated as diphthamide biosynthesis 2. The coding region runs from base 1722 to 3191 and encodes 489 amino acids. Gene Ontology annotation, biological process: protein histidyl modification to diphthamide. The transcript has 6 exons. NCBI's taxonomy places the organism in Eukaryota, Metazoa, Chordata, Mammalia, Chiroptera, Phyllostomidae. Gene Ontology annotation, molecular function: 2-(3-amino-3-carboxypropyl)histidine synthase activity. The record is from RefSeq and is a predicted model, not a curated record.
GUACUGGAUUCCUAGUUCUGCCUUGCGUUGUUCUGCCUAAACAAAGGCUGAUGUAGUCCACAGCUGUCAUGCCAAGCUAGGAGAAUGGGACCAGUGAAGGAAGGCUGCAUGGAGGAAGCUUCAUCUCUGAUGGGAAUGGGAGGCUUCCGAAGUAGAGCACUUGGGACUCAGACUGGAGGCCAGGGGAGGCCGGGUCCAGUUGGGAGGGAAGAAUUGGAGAAUGCCUUUGCGUCCCAGGAUAGGUUUCUGGCGUGGGGUUAGGGAGGCACUCAAACUUGCACGUGGUUGGGGAGAGGUAUAGAAAGUGGAACUGAGCAUGCGUGGGAGGAGGUAUUGCAGACCCCAGAAGAGGAGGAAGGCAGGACCUAGUAUUCUCCGUGUACCUGAAAUUCCCCCACUCUGUGGCACCUGACCCGCCCGCGCUUCGGUCAGGGCUUGGUCAGCACCAGGGACAGCUCCCGCCCUGUUCUCCCUUUGCAGGGUUCCUUCCCUUAUUGUCAGUCACAGUUCCCCCCGGGCUGCCUCUCAGGCGCCCCAGCCAUCUCCUCAGUAAGACCAGAGGAACACAUCUCGGUUCUCCCCACUCCUUUCCGUGAGCCUGAGUCUCCUUAGAAGUGAUAGAACUGGUUACUUUUAGAGUCAUCCCCUUCCCCUGCUCUUUUCCCAAACUUUACACAAAUUCUGUGUCCAUUCUUCAUCUCGCUCAAUCUCUUCCCAUGCCAGCCUUUCAUGUGCCACCCCCUGAGGCCACUCUGUCCCCUGUACCCCAUUCUCACCUUACUCUUGAUUUCCCACUUAGUUCUCUUCCCCUACGACAUCCUAUCCCGUGUCUUCUCCCUCCUCUUCUCCCCCUCCCCCAUGACCAGUGCAGAGCAGUACGCUAGGAAAAUGAGAAGUCAAAAGGCCCAGCUUCUGAAAUCAGACCUGGGUUUGUGCCAGACUUGCUGUGUCUUACUGGACACGUGGUUAGCUUCUUUGAACCUUGGUUUCCUCACCUAUAAACUGGGACAAUUCUUGCUCCAAAGACUGUAAACUCUAAGAAUAUACUGCCUGGUGAACAGUAAGUGGUCAAUGUUUGCUUGAUUGACUGACUGUGGGAUAAUAGCAAUACUUUCAGUGCACAUGAUAUGUGAAGGACUACUUUGUGAGGUUUUAUGUCUAAAUUGUUUUGACUCAGCAAUCCAAUUAGGAAUACUAUUGCUACAAGCCCCAUUCUGCAGGUAAGGAAACAGCCAUGGAGACAACAGAGCGGCUGAAACUGAAGUAGUUAUUUUCGGGGAGCGGGUAUUUCUGAGGGCACACAGCAGGCCCAACCUGAAAACUCCCAGCUCCUGGGGAGGAGGGCCGGGGGAACUACAACACCCAUAAGGCCCCGCGCCUCCUCCUGAAGCAUUUCCGAUUAGCUUUGGGCUCUGAGGCCAGCCAUUGGUUAUGAGCCGUUUGGUGGCGAGGAUUGAAGGGUGGGAGCCGUGCUGGUUAACAAUUGGUACAAUUACUAUCAGGCCUGCCUUACAAACCCGGAAGUAGUAGCUGCGGUUGGCUCACGUGUCGUGAGGAUCUGGGACUUUGGGUGUGUGGAGGGGAUGGUCCACGGGUUGUGGACUGACUGAUCCUUAACUCCUCGCCCUCACCAAACAACUCUGACCCAUUGAGGGCUGGUUUUGAGGACGCGGGGACCGAGGGAGGUCCCCGCUGCCUCCUGCCAACCUAAGCUGUGCCUCAUGGAGUCUACAUUCAGCAGUCCCGCAGAGGCGGCGCUGCAGCGGGAAGCGGGGGCCGCGGGGCUGCUCACUCCUCUUGAGGAUCUGGACCGAGUAUACGAACUGCAGCGAGUUGUGGGAUUUGUCCGCGACCUCGGGUGUCAACGGGUGGCCUUGCAGUUCCCUGACCAGCUAUUGGGAGAUGCUGGGGUUGUGGCUGCACGACUGGAGGAGUCCUCGGGGUUGAAGAUGUUCAUUCUGGGGGACACGGCCUAUGGCAGCUGCUGUGUGGAUGUGCUGGGUGCUGACCAAGCUGGAGCUCAGGCCCUCGUACAUUUUGGCCCUGCCUGCUUAAGCCCCCCAGCCCGCCCGCUGCCGGUGGCCUUCGUCUUUGGUCAGCGUUCCGUGGCCUUGGAGCUCUGCGCCAAAGCCUUUGAGGCCCAGAACCCAGACCCGACAGCUCCAGUGGUGCUGCUGAGUGAGCCGGCCUGCGCCCAUGCCCUGGAGGCAUUGGCCACUCUGUUGCGCCCACGGUACCUGGACCUGCUCGUCUCCAGCCCUGCUCUUCCCCUGCCGGACGGCUCCCUCAAUUCAGAGCCUGAACCCCUGGAGCGUUUUGGGCGUCGCUUCCCCCUGGCCCCAGGGAGGUGUCUGGAAGAGUAUGGUGCUUUCUAUGUGGGAGGCUCUGGGGCCAGCUGUGACCCUGACCUCGACCCUGACCUGAGCCGGCUGCUCUUGGGUUGGACACCAGAACGACCCUUCUUCUCCUGCUGCCCAGACACUGGGAGGACUCGUGAUGAAGGUGCCCGGGCUGGGCGGCUAAGGGCACGCAGACGAUACCUGGUAGAGAGGGCCAGAGAUGCUCACGUGGUGGGGCUGCUGGUGGGCACCCUGGGAGUGGCCCAACACCAGGAGGCACUGGCGCACUUGCGGAACCUGACACGGGCUGCCGGCAAGCGCAGCUAUGUGUUAGCUCUGGGGCGGCCCACACCUCCCAAGCUUGCUAACUUCCCUGAGGUGGAUGUCUUUGUGCUGUUGGCCUGUCCUCUUGGUGCCCUGGCUCCCCAGCCUUCUAGUGGUUUCUUCCGGCCUGUCUUGUCACCGUGUGAGUUGGAGGCCGCCUGCAACCCUGCCUGGCCAUCUCCGGGCCUGGCUCCCUACCUCACGCACUACGCUGACUUAUUGCCAGGCUCUCCCUUCCAUGUGCCUCUCCCACCACCUGAAUCGGAACUGUGGGACACCCCAGAUGUGUCACUCAUUACUGGGGAGCUCCGACCCCCACCUGCCUGGAAGUCAUCAAAUGAUCCUGCAUGCUCCACCCUGACCCCGAGACCUCAGCUGGAGCUGGUUGAGAGUAGCCCAGCAGCCUCAUUCCUUUGUUCGCGGAGCUGGCAAGGGCUGCAGCCUCAACUGGGUCAGACACCAGUGACAGGAGCCGUGAGUGGAAGACGAGGCAUUGCCAUCGCCUAUGAGGAUGAGGGAAGCAGCUGAUACCAUGUGGGGCCAGAGGCACAGAUGGACUUAAGAACCACUGCUAACUGUUUUGGUCCUGGGCACUCAGGAGCUGCGGGCUGGGGUGCAAAUAUGGCCAAAUCUAGGAAGCACACUGUGCACAACCAGUCCUGAAAGUAGCGCGGAAAUGCCACCCAGAAACCCUGAUCACAAGGAUAUGAAUCUCUUAAGGGAGUAGGCCCCCAGUUCCAGAUGAACACGCACUUUGCCAAGAAGCACAACAAGAAGGGCCUGAAGAUGGUGCAGGUCAGCAGUGCCAAAGCCAGGAGCGCAUGUGCUAAGGCUGUUGAGGACCUUGUAAAGCCCAAGGAGGUCAAGCCCACGAGCCC